Penicillium macrosclerotiorum is the source of this 363-nucleotide messenger RNA. RefSeq names its product glutaredoxin. Gene Ontology annotation, molecular function: glutathione disulfide oxidoreductase activity. The coding region runs from base 1 to 363 and encodes 120 amino acids. Gene Ontology annotation, cellular component: cytoplasm; nucleus. NCBI's taxonomy places the organism in Eukaryota, Fungi, Ascomycota, Eurotiomycetes, Eurotiales, Aspergillaceae. The record is from RefSeq and is a predicted model, not a curated record. Gene Ontology annotation, biological process: cellular response to oxidative stress. The transcript has 2 exons.
AUGUCUAUUUUGAAACGCCUCUCGGCCUUUUUCACCGGCCCGACUCCCGAAGACAUAUCCGCCGCGAAAAUCAAGGCCCAGGCGCUGAUUAACGAUAAUGGUGUGGUUGUUUUCUCUAAGAACUACUGUCCAUACUGUGCUGCUACCAAACGUUCAUUGAACAAGCUCGGUACUCAAUACACUUUGAUUGAAUUGAAUGAAGUUGAUGAUGGCCGCGCUCUGCAGAGUGCGCUUCAAGAACUCACGUACCAGACCACGGUGCCCAACAUUUUCAUUCAACAGAAGCACAUUGGCGGAAACUCUGAGCUCCAGGACAUGACAGAAGAGCUUCCCGAACUUCUCAGAGGGGCUGGUGCCCUUUGA